This is a messenger RNA of Zychaea mexicana, 1351 nucleotides long. RefSeq lists its product as uncharacterized. The coding region runs from base 238 to 1122 and encodes 294 amino acids. NCBI's taxonomy places the organism in Eukaryota, Fungi, Mucoromycota, Mucoromycetes, Mucorales, Lichtheimiaceae. The transcript has a single exon. The record is from RefSeq and is a predicted model, not a curated record.
UGCUGCACAGACGACUACCCGAUGGUUGGAGGAGUCGCUCUGCAACGAAUUGGGAUGGAAAUUGGUAACGUAUCCGGAUGCUGAGAGGGACAGGACGUUUGCAUACUACAAAGCUCAUGGAAAGGCUAAAUGGUUCUUUUCGCACGGGGUCAAUAAUAGGCUUGGUUGAACCAGCGACAUUUGGCGGGUAGAAAGAACCUGUUGCAACGAGCGCUUGAUACAUACCGUACGCGCUACAUGCCUGCGCUUCAUCCGCGCAAGAAUUCAAGACGUGCACCAUCCGUCCCUGUGCCGCAAGCUCCGCUUAUGCAGGCCACACUCAAAGUUCCGACCACGCCUACGACUUUUACACCACUCACUGCAUCUGCACUCUCAGCACAAAAUGCAUGGUAUGCACAGCAAGAUCAGCACAGCCAACAAGCACAACAAGCACAACAACAACAACAACAACAACAACAAUCCACAGCAGCUGUCACCGGAUACUGCAAGGUACCCUCCGCCGAGUCAUGCACAAGCGGCACAACAGCAUCAUUAGACUUUGGAGAUUGCUUCUCGCUGGCCGACGAACCAACUUCCGACGACGAUGCGAUGGUAGAACAAGACGAAGAUACAAUCAUGAUCACGCCUCCGUACUCGCCCAAGAUGAUGAGUACCAAAGAAUGCUGCGAAGCCAGCACCAACAAUCGCUCUACACCCUGCUCCUGCGGUGACGAGUCAAGCACCACCAUCAGCAGCUCGUCCGCAUGUACCCCAAGUCCACCUGCAUUUUCUACAUUCUUUGGAACGCUGCCAGACGACUUUGACGUCGAUCACUUUGAUUCCUUCAUGCUCCCUCCUGCAGGCGACAUGUCCCUGUUUGCCGACAAGUCGGAUUCCUCUAUGCCCAAGAAACCCACAACGACGACGACGACGACCACCACCACCACCACCACCACCCUUCCGACGCCCGACUUCAAGACGUAUGACGCCAUCACCAUUCUUUCCUCUCCUUCGUUACCGUCCAGUGCAGUCCAGCAGGAUGACCUUAUUGUGAAGAUGGAGGAGGACGAGCUCCUACUACCCUCCGACUUUACCAUGUCAGCAGCAGAUUGUGGGGCAGGUCAACUCUUUGAUCUGUUUUAAUCCCAUCUUUAUUAUUUUUCUUCCUUCAAUGUCCAUAUUUCUGUUUAUUGAUUCUAUGUGUUUAUUUUUUCUUUUUUUCAUCUCUUUCUUUUCUCAUUGUACAUAUGCAUUCUUUCUUUCGACUCAUCCAUCUUUCUCCCCAACCAAAUUUACCAACUAGAAGUGUAUUGGCAUCAUUCAAUUAUCAGUAAAAAAAAAGUUCUAUGUGUUUCUUAAUCUUAAUCUGUCC